Molecule: messenger RNA, 945 nt
Organism: Cordyceps militaris CM01
Lineage: Eukaryota; Fungi; Ascomycota; Sordariomycetes; Hypocreales; Cordycipitaceae
Exons: 2
Coding region: 1-945 (314 amino acids)
Source: RefSeq, a predicted model, not a curated record
AUGUCGUCGCCCGGCCCAAUAGCGCCUCCCGAGGUGCCGUCGCCCGACGCCAUCACUCUGGAAGAGUUUACAGCCCUGCUCGAUGAGUACCCCUCCGUCAUUGACAAAAUGUCCAAAGCAAAAGGAACCAAAUCGGGCCAGAAAUCUCUGCAGCAGCUCGACGAGUACCGCUACGGGCAGGCCAUUGCCGACUUUGGCAGCAGCGCGGCCAAGGAGAUGACGCUCGACGACCUGCGUCUCCUGGUCGAGUGGAAGCUGCGGCACGGCAAGUUCCGCCCGAUGCUCCUCGGCCUCGCCGCGUCCAACAAUGCGACGGUCGCGCGCCGGACCAUUGCCGCCGCGAUGCAGACCUACCGCGCGUCGACGUCCUCGGACGCCAGCGUCGCCGCCGCGCUCGCCGCGCUCGCCAAGCUCCGCGGCAUCGGCCCCGCCACCGCCUCGCUGCUGCUGAGCGUGCACGACCCCGCGCGCGUCGUCUUCUUCUCGGACGAGGCCUUUUACUGGCUCUGCGCCGACGGCAGCCCCGCCGCCGCCCGGCGCAAACUCAAGUACACGAGCGCAGAGUACGGCAUGCUGCGCCGCAACGCCGCCAGCUUGAUGGGCAGGCUGCGCGUCGGCGCCACCGACGUGGAAAAGGUCGCGUACGUGCUGAUGAGGCGCGAGGGGGCCGACGGUGCUGCCGAGGAGGCCGAGAAGGACGCCAAGGCCACGGCCAGGACCGCCCACAAGGCGGCCAAGGCGGCCAAGGUUGAAGAGGCGAGGACUACAAAAGCGGCAAAGAAGGAGAAGCGUGCCAAGAGUAAAACCGCUGCAAAAGUCAGCGGCAAGGAACAGACCCAAGGCGCCAAAACUGUCCGACAGCCGCCUGCCCAAAGAAAACGCACAGCUGCUCAAGAAGACGAGCCAACAUCAGGCACGAGGCGGUCAAAACGGGUCAAAAGAUAA